This is a messenger RNA of Corylus avellana, 1251 nucleotides long. The record is from RefSeq and is a predicted model, not a curated record. NCBI's taxonomy places the organism in Eukaryota, Viridiplantae, Streptophyta, Magnoliopsida, Fagales, Betulaceae.
AUGCAACCAGAAAGUGUAGAACAACCUAUGGAACUUGUUCCAAAUACCAAGUUGUCAGCUCUUCUUGUCUUGCUAUCUUGCAUUUGUUUAGCGUUUGUCUCUGCCACAGACACCAUCACAGCCGCCCAAUUACUCAACGACCCUGAAACCAUAACCUCCAAUGGCGGGCACUUCAAACUGGGAUUUUUCAGCCCUGCAAAUUCUACCUAUCGCUAUGUUGGGAUAUGGCAUGCUGACGUGUCUCUGUCCACUGUCAUAUGGGUUGCCAACAGAAACAAACCCCUCAACAUCACUUCCUCUGGGAUUCUCACCAUAUCAGAUGACGGCAAUUUGGUAGUAUUAGAUGGACAAAACAGAGUUUUUUGGUCAUCAAAUUCAACAAAUACUGUUCCCAAUUCGACUGCCCAGCUUCUAGAUUCUGGAAACCUUGUGUUGCAAGGAAACUCUACAGGGUCAAUCAUAUGGGAGAGUUUCCAAAAUCCUUCUGACACAUGUUUGCAAAAGAUGAAAAUUAGUACUAAUAUUAGAACAGGGAAGAAAGUGCAGCUGACAUCAUGGAAAAGUCCUUCCGAUCCAUCAAUUGGAAAGUUCUCUGCCGGCAUUGCUGUUCGUAAUCUUCCAAAAGUAUUCAUUUGGAAUGACGGUAGCCUAUAUUGGCGGAGUGGUCCAUGGAACAGCCGGAUCUUUAUUGGAGUACAGAAUAUGACCUCUGUAUUUCUUGAUGGAUUUAGUGUUGUAGAUGACAAAGAAGGAACAUUCUAUUUAUCUUUUUCCUUUACGGGGGAGACUUUUCCAACAAAUUUUGUCUUGAAUGCGCAAGGAAAUCUACAGGAGAAAUAUUCCGCCAAUGGGGAGAAUUGGGAGGUCGUGUGGUCAGCUUUGGAGACAGAGUGCGAUGUUUUUGGCAAGUGUGGGGCAUUUGGAAGCUGUAAUCCACAGGAUUCACCAAUUUGCAGCUGUUUAUGGGGGUUUGAGCCAAAGAAUACACAAGAAUGGAAUAGAGGAAAUUGGAGUCGUCGGUGUGUGAGGAGGACACCCUUGCAGUGUGAGAGGGUGAAGAAUGGCAAAAUAGAUGGAUUUUUGAAGCUGACGACGAUGAAAGUGGCAGACUUGGCAGAUUGGUCAGCUGACGAUGAUGAACAAUGUAGGAACAAUUGCUUGCAGAAUUGUUCUUGUAUGGCUUACGCAUAUGAUGCUGGAAUUGGUUGUAUGACAUGGACAAGAACCUUUGUUGGGUCAUAUUUCGGCUAG